Messenger RNA from Larimichthys crocea (large yellow croaker), 732 nucleotides. It is a transcript of the gene cxcl13, whose product is annotated as chemokine (C-X-C motif) ligand 13. Gene Ontology annotation, biological process: defense response; chemotaxis; immune response. Gene Ontology annotation, cellular component: extracellular region. The record is from RefSeq and is marked provisional. Gene Ontology annotation, molecular function: chemokine activity. Lineage: Eukaryota; Metazoa; Chordata; Actinopteri; Sciaenidae.
GUCACAAACACUCUCACAUCACUCUCACAUCCUCAUUGUUGCUGAAAACCAAAACAGCUGUCAAGAUGAUGACUAAGCCACUGCUCCUCCUGACUGCUGUGAUUUUCGCCUCUCUGAUUGCUUCUCCUGGGAUGGGGUGUCGCUGCAAAGGGACAAUCUCGACUCCAAUCAAACCUCGGGUAAUCGUGAAAAUUGAGAUACUUCCAAUUUCAGGUCACUGUCGCCGGACUGAAAUCAUAGUCACCAGGAGGAAUGGCUCAAAAAUUUGUCUCAAUCCAGCGGCGACAGCGACCAACGAACUGCUUCAAAACUUGCAAAAGAGAAAUGGAACCAUCAGCACCACCACGGUUCCCUACUGACCACACCGUGGCCACGACAGCUUCAUUUUAGUUUAAUAGGAAACAAGAUAAGAAAGCUUCAAAAACAACCUUUCUAAUUCAAAUGUUAUACUGUUUAGCACUUUCAACAAAUUGUUUUCUUUAAUCAGUCGGCCUUUUUGGUGUUAUCCUUUUGUAAAACUGCUAAUAGUUACACAAUGAUAGUCUAAGUGCUUCCUCAUAUGCCUGUGGUACUGACAUCUAACAAUAAUAGAUUUAAACUGUGAAGCUUUAAGUAUGUAGUGUGUCAUGCGGCAGUCUGAAAUGAAGAAUUUGAAAUGUGUUUGUUACAUUUUAUUGUCAAUAACCACAAAUAUGUACUGUGAAGAAAAUCAGAUUGUUUUAAUAAAGAUAC